UGCACAGGUAUAAAUAGCCCAUGUAGAACUGAAGAAGAACAUUUAGAAGGUUCUAGGAGGUUCAUUUAGAAGACCUAUUUAGCGUGCACAGGUCAUAUCUGCUCACACACGCAUCAAGGAACUGGACAAGCGACAAAUCCAGCCAUGUUGCAGGCACUUCUGAUUUGGGCCAUGUUUGCCGCAACUCUCCCUCCCCCAACCAGACAGAGUUGCUUCAAGGCCAAUGAGUCUCAGUGUCACGAUGUGGACUUUGUUCCCGGAUUUGACCUGGCAGGAGAAGGCUUUGACAUCACCACCAUGCAACGGAAAGGGGCCUUCGCCCUCGACAUGAGCUCCUGGCUCCAGAAGGACAACUCCUGUACUCUGUGUAAAAACCCCUACAUGGGAGGUCAAAAGCAGAAGCUCCCAGUUUCUGUGGUGGACUGGAGACCAAGUCAGAAGUGCAGAAUUAAGGUGUCCAGCUCCGUCUACCAGUCCAGUGAGGCCCUGGUCAGCUCCAGCACCUCCUCUAUCGAGAACAACUGGAAGUCAUCCUUACAAAUUUCCAGUAUAAGAGGUGACGCAUCACUGAUGCUGGCAGGCAGUAACUCCAAGCUGGCUGAAUAUUCAAUGGAGAAAACCAAAAAAGACAAGUUCAGCUUCACCCGCCAUGCUGUCUCUUGUGGAUACUACAGAUACAGGGUUUCGAGUCGUCCAAUCCUGCACCCAGAGCUGAAGGAUGAAUUCAGAAGCCUCCCUGCGACAUAUGAUAAUCACACAAAGCAACUCUAUUACAAGCUGAUUGACAAGUUUGGUACUCAUUACAUCACAAAGGUGAGUCUGGGUGGAGAGGUUCGCUCUGUGACUAGCAUCAAGCAGUGCCAGGCGUCCCUGCAGGGUAUGACUGUGGACGAAGUGAAGACAUGUCUGGACGUGGAGGCUUCUGCAAGUGUGGGAAUUGUAAGCCUGCAGACUGAGGCGCAUCACUGCAAGCAGGUCAAGGACAAGACUCUGAACAAAAAGAGCUUCUCCAGUAGCUUCAGUGACAGGGAAACAGAUGUGAUUGGUGGCCAUAUUCAGAAUGUUGACCUCCUUUUCUCAUCAAAUAAUGACCCAAAGGCCUAUAAGGAGUGGAUCUCAUCUCUGCCCACUAACCCUGAUGUCGUUACUUACUCACUUGAGCCCCUUCAUGAGUUGAUGCCAGCUAAGGAGCUGAGCCGAGAGCAUUUGCGCAAUGCCAUCAAGGACUACAUACUCCAGAGAGGCCUGUGGAAAAAUUGCACGAGCCGUUGCAAGAUCGGAGUGAAGACCGAUCCUAAGGAGCCGUGCAUCUGCAGCUGCCACAACAACCGGGAUGUGGCCCUCAACUGCUGCCCCACUCAGAAAGGAUUUGCUCAGGUCACUGUAACUGCAAUCAAAGCCACAGGUUUAUGGGGAGAUUAUUUUACACAGACGGACGGAUUUGUCAAGCUCUUCCAAAAUGGAAAGAUCUUCCUGGGUCAGACACCCGUGAUCUGGAACAAAAACUCUCCAACAUGGAACUGGAAUUUCAAUCUUGGAACUGUGGACCUUACUCAGUUCAGUAGUGUGAAUCUGGAGGUGUGGGACAGGGACAGCGGCUGGGAUGAUGACCUUCUCGGGAGGUGCACUGUUAAAUUGAAAUCUGGUGUUGAGAAAAAUGUCUGUGCGCUCAAUCACGGAAUGCUGUAUUAUAAAGUGCAGGUGAAGUGCGUCCCUGGUUUGGCUGGUUCUUCAUGCUUGGAGUACAAUCCCUCUCCCAUGGAGGCACAGCUGGAUAAAGUGUACGUUUCCCGGCAUGCUCGUCCGAUUCCCAGAGGCAUGCUGCUGGAGAUGGGAGUGCUCCUUGAUGAACGCAUUCCCCGCUUCAACCAGAGCAACAUUCGCAAAGCUGCAGGUUUUGAAUUGUAGACCAAUUGAGCAGUUUGUGAACCUAUUGCAAAUUCAUGCCAGCUAUUAAAAUUUUUAAAGUACAAUAGUUGCACAUAAUAUUGGCACGUUAUAACUAAAUCUUUCCUGCUCAUUUCUGCUGUCAUUUACCUUUUUAAAGCCUAAUAAAUGUCUGAAGCAAC
Pangasianodon hypophthalmus (striped catfish) is the source of this 2069-nucleotide messenger RNA. RefSeq names its product perforin-1. Gene Ontology annotation, biological process: immune response; leukocyte mediated cytotoxicity. Gene Ontology annotation, cellular component: membrane attack complex. The record is from RefSeq and is a predicted model, not a curated record. Lineage: Eukaryota; Metazoa; Chordata; Actinopteri; Siluriformes; Pangasiidae. Gene Ontology annotation, molecular function: pore-forming activity; calcium ion binding. The coding region runs from base 145 to 1908 and encodes 587 amino acids. The transcript is spliced from 5 exons.